CAAAACAGGAAGGUCCCUGGGAGCAGCCAUAUUGGAAGCUCCGGCUCCUGCGCCCGUCUCUGUUGUUACCUGUCAAGCACCCGCUGCAGCGCAGACUCUGCAUACACCAGUGAUUGCCAGUAUCCAGUCUCCGGUGCCAGUAACUCAGUAUUAACCCAUUAGUGACCGCAAGUCUGGUCACAAGAUGAAUUACAACCGGGUGCCUGCAAAAUAGAGGGGGAGCAUCCGUUACAGUACCCCCAUCAGUCAAGUCAAAGCCGCUGCUGCGCUACAGUAAGCAUCUUAAAGGAGAACGCACCUUAUUUCCCUUAAAGCGACAGCGCACUGAAAAUUCAACAAGAUGUCAGAACCCAGCUCUCCAGAUCAACCAGUGCCGCUGUAUGAAAGGCGACAAAAGCCAGUUAUAUCGUGAGAGUCCGCGCAGUGGUGAUGUCCAGAGACGACUCUAGUGGGGGCUGGGUGCCUAUGGGAGGAGGAGGUCUCAGUCACGUAAUGAUUUGCAAAGUGCGACGAACAGACACCUCUCACCAACGAGACUACCUUAUCCGUGGGGAAAGACUGAGAGAUCAGACUACCAUCUUAGAGUGCGUCCUGAAAAAGGGUCUCGUCUACAAUAAAGCCAAUCCCAUCUUCCAUCACUGGAAAGUAGAAGAGAACAAGUUUGGCCUGACCUUCCAAAGCCCGGCGGAUGCAGUCACAUUUGAAAGGAGUGUACAGGCUGCUAUGGAGGAACUGGUAGAAGGGUCGUUGUCACAUUCUACAUCCUCAUCAUCAUCCUCUGCCUCUCGAGAUGAAGCUCAGGCUUUGGAGGAUGUCAUGCCACUUCACACAGAUAGUGAAUCUUCUUCUAACAGCCGAAAGGAAAUGUUACCAAAACACAUCACCAUAGUCACCAGUGAGUCGUCCUCUAGCUGCUACGUGAGAUCACCUGUCUCUGAAGAAUUUGGGUUUACCACCGGUCCAUCAGUCAGUCCAACCACACAGUCACAGCCUUUAAAGCGUCUAUCCUUCCAUGACGAAGAAGAACUUGAGAGCAUCAACCCAUGCAAAGAUCUUUGGGUGUCAAAGGGAUAUGAAGACUAUCGCCGUGCAGCUCUACAGCAGCCUGAACAGCCCAAGUCUGACUUGAGAGUUCACUUCCAAAAAGCCACCGGGAGCAAAGCCAAGGACAGGCACUUUCCAGGAGCUGUGGCCUCAUCUACAUCAGAAAGUGAGGGUCAGUUAAAGGACCCUAGGGCCUCCCCUUCUUGCAGGAUUCAUGGCACCCCUUCUCCUAAGUCUAAGGAACACUCUCAUAUAUCUGGGGAGGAGGACACAGCCACCGCCCGUUGCGUCUAUUGCAGGGACGUGUUUAGCAGUGAAGAGAAUGGCAGAGGGCAGUGUCAGGACGCUCCAGACCCUAUAGGGCGUUGUGUCUACCAACUUUCCUGCAUGUGGUGUGCUGAAAGCUUACUAUACCACUGCAUGUCAGACUCAGAGGGCGAGUAUUCGGACCCCUGCUCCUGUGACCCAGGGCACCCCCAUUUCUGUAUACGCUGGGCUGCCCUGGUGGCCUUGUCUCUUGUGGUCCCCUGCAUGUGCUGCUACCUCCCAUUACGGGCGUGCCACUGGUGCGGGGAACACUGUGGCUGUUGCGGGGGGAAGCAUAAAGCGGUGCGGUGAGAGGAAGAGAACAGGGUGCAAGGAGGAAAGUGUAAUGUUUAGUUUUCAAUCUCCUGAGAGCCAGCAUAUUUAUAUGGCAGGAUCUGCGCCAAUCUUUGUGAGUGGGCAUGUCAUACAACUGACCCAGGAGAUGUGUAUUUCAGACAGGAUAUGGCAGCAGAGGCAAUGACCUACCAAAAAGAGGCAGGAGGGAAUUGAAUUAAGAACAGGUGGUUCUGAUGAAAAAAUGUCUAUGUUAUAAAAUGUUAUGUAUUACAGGCUUGAAGUGAAAUUCCACAGAAGACCAAAAAUGAGCUUAAGGUCACACCGAAACCAAUGUAUAUUCUAGCCUUUGAUCACUGUAUGCCACCUAUAGUUUUUUGCAGAGGGGGCAGACUGGAUAUAAAUGUUGGUCAUGCACUUACAUAUGAUGCAACUCUCGAACUGAAAUCUAUACAGUGUUAUCUCACUUGGGUUACAAGGGAAACAGGGUAAUCUUUUUACACUCAGAUUCAUUCAAGUCAAUGACUUGUGCCAUGAAGUCUCGACAAGACUCUUACAUCACGCAAAGGUCUUGAGGACCGUUACCUCUGAGCGUCCUUCAGAGACUCCAUUGAGUUUCAGGUUUCAUGUAACAUCAUCUAAUCUUUGAUAUAAUGGAGUUUAAUUUUCUAUCCAAUAGAAAUGGCAACUAAUAUUGGCCAAGGAGUAAGUUUCUGUUGAAACAUUCAUGAUAUAGGGAUAUUUAUGCCAAAAAAAACAUAAAUACACAGACAAAAUGACUUUACCCAUAGCAUUAUAUUCAUGGAUUCAUGGUAGUGAACUUUGGUUUUCUGUGGAACGACACCUCCAUACUGUAAAUUCUGUAAGCAAGGUUGGCAUGUGGACCAAAACUUGGUUGUACAGAGUCAAAAAAGAAAAGAUGAAUGAAAUAUUAAGGUAUGGGAAAGCAACACACGUUUCCAUAUAACUAGCACUUCUGUAUCUACAACCGCAAUGCUGAGGUUCAUCUAGAAUUCAGACCAUCUCAGUGUAAAGGAUAUUGCUGUUUGAGGUGGUUCAGCUCAUGGUGGAUCAAGCCAUGUUUGGUGGAAGAGGCUGGACAAUGGCUGAGAUAAUUCUGAUGGAAUCAACUGUGCUCCCUCAAUGGUGUCCUUAUACCUACCUGAGCUUGUUCUUGGGUGUAUAUUCCUCUCCAAUCCAUGUUUAUACCAAUGACAAAAAGAAUAGCCGUACUGAAGAAAAAAGUUCAACUAAAACAGCUAUAGAAAAGUAAACGUGAAGCCUAAAAGUAAUGUAUACAUGGAAGUCAAUAGCUGUGACUUUUGUAUAGCUGUUUUUGGAAGAAAGACACUGUCACCUUGAGAAGGAUAGGGUUAAACAAUUGCAGGGAUAUCAAUCUAUAAGGCUAAUUUAUACUAGAAUUAUACUGGGAGAGGAGACACAAAAUGGAAACCAUUUCAUAAUUUCUAGGUAUACAUCCAAGAGGUUUUUAAGGUUAAUUUUUUAAUUUUCUCGAAGCUACAGAAUAAUAUUGUUGUUAAUACAGUACUUAAAAUUGCCUGUUGAUAUGUCAUAAACACUGUUCCCUGAAGAUAGGAAAGAAAUGAAUGACCAUCAAUAGCGACAUCUAUUACCAUGAAGCCGAAUGUUGACUUGUUUCAGUGUUCUUACAUGUUGCCCAGGGGGGAGUAGAGACUGUCUACUGAUAGUUUUCAACAGGUUAUUUUAGGUAAAAAUCUUGUUUUUCCUUUAAUAUUUAUAUACAGUGAAUUUCAGUCAUUCUUUUAGCUUGGGAACAUCAUUUCAUGGGUGGAUUUAUCCUGUGUUGACUUGCAGUUUAGGCAUGUAAUGGGAUGGACAUGGUCACCGUGAAUCACAUGAAUAAUUUAAUGGGAUAACAAAGGAGUGCCUGGAUUUCAUACAAAAUGGGUCACAACCCGAAAUUAUUUGUUUCUUUUUAGAGAUGUUUGACUUGAAAAGACAAUCAUUGUGAGGCACAUUUGUCACAAGUUGGGAACAAUUCUAUUGAGCAGUGAUUGUGUACUGGCUUGGGAUUUUAUCUUUUUUCCAGGGACUGGUGGGUUAGUAAGAGUAUAGAUCAGUAGGGUAGUGAAGAACUAUCAUCCAUCGGUAAACUAUCCAAAAAGGUUCUUUAAAACCUGUAGAUUAUAUAAAAGCAUCAUUGCAAGCCUAAUUCUAGUAAAAACCUAAAACAUCUACUUUAAAUGCAGUUAAAGAGGUAUUUCCAUCUCAUGACAUUAUCCCCUAUUCACCAUCCCUAUCCUACUGGGACCUCCAGCAGUAAGGAGAAUGGGGACAAAAGUGUUCUUGAACACUCACCAAUGUUUAUCAGCCCCAUAGAGAAUGGAUGGAUCGAUGGCCAUACACGUGCUGUGCACGCCAUUCAUUUCAAUGACUGGAAGGUAUUGCAGGUCAUCAGAUGAGGUCUAACUAGAUGAGAUGAUAAAUGAGAUAAACCUCAUUCAUGAAAUGUGGUCUCACUAGUAGGCAGUCUCUCUUGUUAGAAGACAGUAUGUACACUUUAUACUAAGAAAAACAAAUCAAUUGGGUUUAGGAGAGGCAGGUCAUGAACAGAAACAGAUGCCAAUAAGAAUAGCAAUGUUGCAAACAGAAGCCAGUUAGAUUCACAAUUUUCGUUAAAACAUUUAAAGGGGUACUCCGGCGCUUAGACAUCUUAUCCCCUAUCCAAGAUGCCUGAUCGCAGGGGUCCCGCCGCUGGGGACCCCCGUGAUCAUGCAUGCCGCACCCCGUUAAAAUCAGUCGUGUUCGCUCUGGGUCUGGUUACUGUCGAUCACGAGGCCGGAGCAUUGUGACGUCACGGCUCUGCCCCUGUGUGACGUCACGCU
Molecule: messenger RNA, 4511 nt
Organism: Hyla sarda
Lineage: Eukaryota; Metazoa; Chordata; Amphibia; Anura; Hylidae
Product: sprouty-related, EVH1 domain-containing protein 2-like
Exons: 6
Coding region: 430-1662 (410 amino acids)
Biological process (GO): multicellular organism development; negative regulation of MAPK cascade
Cellular component (GO): membrane
Molecular function (GO): protein kinase binding
Source: RefSeq, a predicted model, not a curated record